Messenger RNA from Brassica rapa (field mustard), 2744 nucleotides. RefSeq lists its product as uncharacterized. The record is from RefSeq and is a predicted model, not a curated record. Lineage: Eukaryota; Viridiplantae; Streptophyta; Magnoliopsida; Brassicales; Brassicaceae.
CUUUUAAGUCAAUCUGAGAAAAAAAGAAACAUCUGAAAACCAAAAGAAACAGAGAGAGAGAGAGUCGAAAGAAAAAAUCCACAUCAAGAGAGAGCAACAACAAUGGUGGACGUGAUACCAGAACACAUCAAAGAUGUGUGGGACAGAUGGAACAUAAGAGGAGCAAUCAUUCUGAGCCUCACCCUCCAAGCAAUUCUCAUCUGCUUCUCUCCUCUGAGGAAACGCACACCAAGAAGACUCUUGAUCAUGCUCGUUUGGUCCUCUUACCUCUUAGCAGAUUGGUCUGCUAACUUCGCCGUUGGUCUCAUCUCCAAGAACCAAGGUAAAGAACUCAAGAAAGAUGACCCUCCACAGGACAAGAAGCUCAUGGCCUUAUGGGCACCAUUCUUGCUCUUACAUCUUGGUGGACCAGACACUAUCACAGCUUUCGCCCUUGAGGACAACGCUCUUUGGCUCAGACAUGUCUUUGGACUUGUCUUUCAGGCAAUUGCUGGUGUUUACGUUGUUCUUCAGUCUAUCCCCAAUAGCCUCUGGUUGAUAAUACUCUUAGUGUUUAUCUCCGGGACUAUAAAGUAUCUAGAGAGGACAACGGCUUUGUAUAGUGCUAGUUUGGAUAAGUUUAGAGACUCUAUGAUUCAAGCACCGGAUCCAGGACCAAACUACGCCAAGCUCAUGGAGGAGUACAAGGCCAAGAAAGAGGCAAGACUACCCACAAAGAUCAUUCUCAUUGAUGAGCCUGACAAGGAGAAUAGGCCUAAGAAGUUGGUGCAUCCAGCACAAGCCUCGGAGAAAAGAAAAGAAAAGAGUAAGUUGACUGACCUUGAGAUUGCUCAGUAUGCUUACAAGUUCUUCAACACAUUCAAGGGUCUUGUGGUCAACCUUAUCUUCAGCUUCAGGGAGCGCGACGAGAGCCUAGAGAUCUUUGAGAAUCUUACUGAUCCAGAGGAAGCUUUGAGGAUCAUUGAAGUUGAGCUUGGAUUCCUCUAUGAUGCUCUGUUCACCAAGGUCGCUGUUCUUCACACCGUUAUCGGAACUAUAUCACGGGUGGUUGCUUCAGGGACCCUUGUGGCAGCUUUCAUCCUCUUUCAUAAGAAACCAAACAAAGGCAGUGAGUUUCAUCCAGCUGAUGUUGUGGUUACUUACACGCUGUUUGCAGUUGGCUUAGCUUUGGAUCUCAUAUCAAUCCUCUUGUUUCUGUUUUCUGACUGGACUUGUGCUGCACUUAGUAGCUUGAAGGACGACCCCGACGAAGUUCUAUCACCGAAAGAUCAGUUUUUCAACUGGCUUCUUAGUCUCAGAAAGCUUAGUUGGACGAUGCAAGAGUGUAACAAGGAAGGUGAUGAUAAGUGUUCAAAGCAUGAAGUGCUGACGACUGGAUUCUUCCUCAGGAGAUGGUGUGGAAGCAUUAACGUGUUUAACUUCCUAGCCUACGCCACAAAUGCAGAGGUAGCGAGGAUCCACGACGCAAGAGGUAAACUCCGCCGCUACGCAUGGACUGCCUUCACUUACCCAUUUGAGAAGCUUAGCUUUAUCAUCCAAACACUUGGUGGAUGGGUUCCCAAGUUGAUCAACGCUGUGCACAGGAGGAUCAGCCACAAAGUCAAUGAAACAUCAAGAAAACAUCCUUGGGCUCGUAGUACUAUCUACCCUUUCUAUUUCGGGUUCCUUUCCCGCAUUCCUCAUUUCAUCAAGUUUGUGUGGGAUAAGUUCAGCGACUUCUUCGACAUCUCGGAUAUGCUUGACAUGGUUUACAAGACGCUGUUUGUGCACGGAGAGCCCAUGACUAAAGAACUCUGGGCGUUCAUGUUCAAUGAGCUCAAAUACAAGUCAAAGUUUGGUGACAGUCCUGAGAAUGCUAAAAGGAUAUCUCUGGCUCGAGGGCAAUGGACUCUGCGAGACAACCUUCCAGAGGAUGCAGACAUGGAGAAGCUGGUGGGUUAUGUAACAAACUUUGAUUAUGAUCAGAGUCUUUUGAUGUGGCACAUUGCAACCGAGCUCUGUUACCAACAGGAAGAGACUAUCCCUGAGGGAUAUGCUAAAAGUAAGCAUUACAGCAACCGUGAGUUCAGCAAAAUCAUUUCAGACUACGUGAUGUAUCUCCUGAUCAUGCAACCUGGUCUGAUGUCCGAGGUUGCUGGAAUUGGGAAGAUCAGAUUCAGAGACACGAUGGCCGAAGCUGACAAGUUUUUCCACAGGAGGCAUAUUGAGAACGUUAGAGAUGUGAAGAUAGCUAGCAAGACGAUCCUUGACGUUAGUAGUGAUAUUGAUCCGAUGGGUGUUAAGGGAGAUCGAAGCAAGUCUGUGUUGUUUGAUGCUAGCAGGUUAGCUAAAGACCUUAGGCAGCUGGAGGAGAGGUAUGGCAAAGACAAAUGGGAGAUACUGAGCAAAGUGUGGGUGGAACUGCUCUGUUAUGCAGCUUGUCAUUGCGAUUCUACAGCUCACGUGGAGCAGCUUAGUAGAGGUGGUGAGCUGAUCAACUUUGUUUGGCUUUUAAUGGCUCACUUUGGAUUAACAGAUCAGUUCCAAAUCAACAAAGGAGAUGCCAGAGCGAAACUCAUAAUAGGCAAGUGAUCAAAAAACACAUUUCUUGGUGUUUUUUUCAUUCUUGCAUUGUAGUUUUCUACUUUCUCUGCACAACUAUGAACUCUUUUCUGCAUAGAAAUGUUGUUGACAUUGUAUGUUUUAUGAUAGAACCUUUUUUUUUUUAAUGGUGGUUUCUUUAUGAUGGAACCUUGUGAUGUCUA